AUUGACACACCUUUCCGCAAUUGAUUCUUCACUAGGAUCAAGAGGAGUGUAUGCCAUGGCUUCUAGAUAUAGAGUUGAGUACGCACUGAAGGAGCACCGUAGGGAUGGCUUCAUCGAGUGGAUCAAAGGCUUGUUGGCUGUUCCCUUCGUGCUGCACGCAGUGCAGAGUGAUUCCCACGAGAUCAACGACAUCAAGACGACGAGCGACGCCAGAAGACGCUAUGCUGAGAUCUUCUUCGACGUUGAGAAGCUCAUUGAGGACCAGAUUCUUAUGCAGAACCAGGGAAACCCUGGUGCUGGCCGUCUGAAGCAGCUUGUUCCGUCCAUCUCGAGCUUCUUCACCAAAUUACCCUUGGAGAAGGCUUUCUAUAUAGAGGAUGACCGAAGAUCGAUCUCUGUUCGUCGCCUUGUUUGUCCAAGCUUCAACGACAUCAGGCUUAUCCUCAACACUGCACAGGCACUUGCACUGGCACAGGCCAGAGACCCACUUCAGCUCGUCACGUUUGACGGUGACGUUACACUCUACGAAGAUGGCCAUAGCCUAGUGCCAGAUGCACAGGUCAUUCCACGGCUAUUGGCGUUGCUGAAGAAGGAUCUCUACGUUGGUGUUGUAACUGCAGCUGGUUAUAACGAACAUAGUGGUGAUAAGUACUACCAGAGACUCAAGGGUCUUGUCGAUGCCAUCAGGGACUCUGACAACCUAACAGAUGAGCAGAAGGAGAGGUUCACUGUGAUGGGUGGAGAGUCCAAUUACCUGUUCAGAUACAGUGUCUCUAAGAAGGGCCUGAACUGGAUUGAGCCGGAGGAGUGGUUGCUGGAGGAGAUGGCCAAUUGGAACGAAACUGACAUCUUGAACGUCCUUGACUUAGCCGAACAGCUCCUCAACGAGCUCAUCAAGAGGCUAUGCCUCCCAGCAACGGUUGUGAGAAAGUACAGAGGCGUCGGCCUAGUACCAAACCCUGGCUGUAAGCUGACUCGUGAACAGCUCGAAGAGACUGUUCUUGUUACAAGAAGAAGACUGGAGUCCAGCUCAUCCGCACAGAGAAUCAAAUUCUGUGCCUUUGAUGGAGGCUCUGAUGUCUGGGUCGACAUAGCAUCGAAGGACCUUGGUGUGGCUUCCUUGCAACGCUACUUUGGAGGCAUCUCACCAAAGAGAACACUACACAUUGGUGAUCAGUUUGCAUCUGUAGGAUCCAAUGACUUCAAGGCAAGGCUAUCGGGCUGUACCGUCUGGAUCGCAAACCCGGAGGAGACCGUGACGAUCCUGGACGAUCUCAUGAGGUACAUUGACAUGGAGGAGGCGUUCCGUUGAUGUUCAAGCCAUCAAUUGGCGUAUAUAACCGUUCUGAAUUGAUCCAUACAGGCCUCAAAUGCACGCCCAAACCCUGGCAUUUCCGCAUUGGGAAGUCUACCCACGCUCUUAUCAGCGCGGUGUUUUGUGUCAACCUCCGGAAGGCGUCGCUGUGCCAACCGUUGCGAUGGCACCCAACCUCCCCCCUGGAAGUUAAACAAUACACGCUCUUUUCCCC
This is a messenger RNA of Williopsis jadinii, 1529 nucleotides long. It is a transcript of the gene ISN1, whose product is annotated as IMP 5'-nucleotidase. Gene Ontology annotation, molecular function: magnesium ion binding. NCBI's taxonomy places the organism in Eukaryota, Fungi, Ascomycota, Saccharomycetes, Phaffomycetales, Wickerhamomycetaceae. Gene Ontology annotation, biological process: nicotinamide riboside biosynthetic process; nucleotide metabolic process; inosine salvage. The transcript has 4 exons. The record is from RefSeq and is a predicted model, not a curated record. Bases 56 to 1312 code for a protein of 418 amino acids.